UUACAAUGGUAGAAGAUAUUGUAAGAAAGGAGCAUGCCACUUCUCCCAAUAAGCCCAUCUAUCUAUUGGGGAAUUCUUUCGGAGGAUGCCUUGCACUUGCAGUAGCUUCUCGUAAUCCACACAUUGAUUUGAUACUGGUGCUAGUAAAUCCAGCAACAUCAUAUGAGAAGUCAGGCAUACAGCAGCUUCUAUCGUUUUUCAGUCUGUUCUCAGGUCAAGCCUGUAUGGCAAUUACAGCUCUAUUGAACUACAACAUCGACAAUGAAGUGCACAUGGCAGUGAGUAGCAUGAUAAAUGGGAAGCAUCCUUUAGCAGCACUGAACAGAUUGACAAGUAACAUGUCAUCUUUCCUGAAGCAUUCAAACAUACUGGACAAGAUACCUGAGGAUACACUGAAAUGGAAAAUGAAGCUGAUCAAACGGGCUGCCUCUUAUGCCAAUUAUCGUCUACAAUCAGUUCAAGCUGAAGUGCUACUGCUUGCCAGCUGUGGUGACAAGUUACUUCCAAGCAAAGCUGAAGCUGACAGAUUACAGAACCUGCUACCAAAAUGCAAAGUCUAUUUUUUUGACAAGCAUGGGCACAGCUUACUGUUGGAGUACGGUGUUCAUGUCGCAUCCAUCAUUAAGUGCACCGAUCUCUACCGCCAUUCAAGGCGGCACCACCGGGUUUUCGACUACAUCCCUCCAUCUGCGACUGAGCUGAAUGAAGUAGACAAAGCUACCCGUGAUCUCAGAUUCAGGACCUGCCCAGCGAUGUACUCCACUUUGGAAGACGGCACGGUUGUGAGGGGUCUGGCCGGAGUACCCCAAGACGGCCCUGUGCUUCUCGUCGGCAACCACAUGCUUCUGGGGAUCGAGCUGAUCUCGCUUGCAGCAGAGUUCCUGCGCCUGAAGGGGAUCGUCGUGCGCGGCAUCGCGCACACGCUGCUGUUCCCAAACAAGAAAAGGGCGUGGUCGGAGGGCCACGACUUCUUCGACUUCCUCAACCUGUGGGGUGGCGUGCCCAUGAUGUACAAGUACAUCUACCAGCUGCUGAGCGCCGGCGAGUUCGUGCUCCUCUACCCCGGCGGCCACCGGGAGGCGCUCCAUUGCAAGGGGGAAGAGCAUAGGUUGUUCUGGCCAUCUCAGGCCGAAUUUGUCAGGCUGGCAGCACAGUUUAACGCUACAAUUGUGCCUUUUGGAGUCGUCGGAGAGGAUGAUCUGCUAGAACUGCUUUGUACCUUCGAAGAUAUCCGGAGUGCACCCUUUGGUAAGGAAAUGAUGCAAGCGUAUAGCAAUCAUCUGAAGCUAAGGGAGGACGUUGAUCAUGAGGUGUUCUUCCCGGGUCUGUAUCUGAAAAUGCCAGGACGGUUCUAUUACCAGUUCGGGAAGCCGAUUCCAACGAAGGGCAGGCAGGACGUCCUGACUGAUAAGCAGGCUGCGAAUGAUCUCUACAUGCAUGUUAAAUCGGAGGUCGAGCGUAUCAUCUCGUACUUGUUGGAGAAGAGGAUGGAGGACAAGUACAGGAGCCUCAUCCCAAGAAUGUUGUACCAAGCUGCUCGGGGGCCAACCUGCGAGGUCCCGGCGUUUGAUCCCUGAAUGUCCGGUUACGUGAAUUGUUCUGAUUUAGCUGGUCAUGCUUGUUUUGCAUGUGUUGUAGUCAAGGAAAAAUUUCUCGGCGAGAAUUUUCCGAGAAAACCGAAAAUCCUGUUUCUCGGCGGGGUCCGGUUUUUUUACUUAUCGCCCGAAAUUUUCGGCCCUUUUGAAUAUCCGCCCAAACUAAAUUGGUGCAGCCAAAUAUCAGGCCACCCCGCUGCCUCCUAACACUAAAUCUUAUUCAUAUUCCAUUCCCCAUCUCUCUCGGUCCCUCCACGACUUCAUAGGAAGCCAUGGCGAUAGCGGUGGCCAUAUUAAACAGACUGUUUGUUGUGGCAAGAAAGUCAUAUUUAUAUGUAUUGUUGUAUCUUGUUUAUACUAUUAGAUUGUUUGGAAAUAAUCUAGGUUACUUCCUGCAUAAA
Messenger RNA from Panicum virgatum (switchgrass), 1996 nucleotides. RefSeq names its product acyltransferase-like protein At1g54570, chloroplastic. Gene Ontology annotation, cellular component: membrane. Bases 6 to 1577 code for a protein of 523 amino acids. The record is from RefSeq and is a predicted model, not a curated record. The transcript has 10 exons. NCBI's taxonomy places the organism in Eukaryota, Viridiplantae, Streptophyta, Magnoliopsida, Poales, Poaceae.